AUUUUUUGGGAGAUAAACAUUAGGUUUCACCGUCCCUCAAAAAAUCAAAAGAUGGAUUGUAGAACCCACGAAGCAUGAACUCAGCACAUACGUGGACUCGAACGAGCUAACUCAUAACUCGGUCUCCCCAAAUUCAUCCAUUUCCAGCCAGGCAUAGCCGCCUCCUUCUUCCAGCAAACCCUUGAAAUUAGCUAAUUAGAUUUUUGAAGAGAGAAAGGAAGGGAGAGAAAAUGGGAAAGGGAGAAAAGACAGGGUUAGGAAGAGCUCUAGUGAAGCACCAUAAUCAAGUAGUCCAAGAAACCAAAGAAAAAGGUCGUUUUUACAAAACCCACAACAAGAAAGCUCUCAUCUCUGUCACCGAUGUCUCCGACAUUGAUGCUGUUAUUGAACAAGCUGAUGAAGCUGACCGCGUCUUCUCCGCCGACAACCCUGUUCCUCAAAUACUCAUUGAUUCGGAUUCCAGUUCAAGCACCCCUGCCUUGACGCCUGAACAGAGGAGGCAGCAACAGAAGAAAGAGGAAGCACUGCAUGCUGGAAGCCUUCGUGUCCCUCGAAGGCCGCCAUGGAAGGCUGAGAUGACAGUGGAUGAGCUUGAUGUCAAUGAGAAACAUUCCUUUUUAUCAUGGCGUAGAGGCCUUGCCAAACUUGAGGAGAACGAGAAGCUUGUCCUUACUCCAUUUGAGAAGAAUUUGGAUAUAUGGAGGCAGCUUUGGCGAGUGGUUGAACGUAGUGAUCUGAUUGUUAUGGUUGUUGAUGCAAGAAACCCUCUGUUCUAUCGUUGUCCAGAUCUUGAGGCGUAUGUGCGAGAGGUUGAUGAGCACAAGAGAACGAUGUUGCUUAUUAACAAGGCUGACCUUUUACCAUAUUCUAUCAGGCUGAAAUGGGCAAAAUACUUCCAUGAUCAUGGAAUUCUCUUUGUAUUUUGGUCAGCAAAAGCUGCUUCUGCGGCUCUUGAUGGGAAGGUGCUUGAUGUUUCAAAGCACAUGCAAGAAGACACAGUGCAAGAAUCAGAAGAUGAUACAAAGGUUUAUGGCAGGGAUGAACUGUUGGCCCGCUUACAGUUUGAGGCAGAAGAGAUCAUGAGCUUGAGGAAAUCAGGGCCUGAAGCUACAGAUUCCUCUGAUUCUCAUUCCCUUGUUAGAAAUACUGGAGUAAAUUCAGCAUCAAACAGCGUAACUGUGGGGUUUGUCGGCUACCCUAAUGUGGGGAAGAGUUCAACUAUCAAUGCUUUGGUCGGAACAAAGCGUGCAGGAGUGACCAAUACUCCGGGGAAGACAAAACAUUUCCAGACCCUGAUAAUAACCGACAAGCUUACUUUAUGUGAUUGCCCUGGACUUGUAUUCCCGUCUUUUACGAGCUCAAGAUAUGAGAUGAUUGCUUGUGGAGUUUUACCUAUAGAUCGAAUGACUGCCCAUCGUGAUGCUGUACAGGUGGUUGCAAAUAAAGUCCCAAGACACGUAAUUGAACAAGUCUAUAAGAUCACUUUGCCGAAACCCAAGUCAUAUGAGCCUCAGUCUCGCCCUCCAUUUGCAUCAGAGCUUUUGAGAGCUUAUUGUGCUUCUCGGGGAUAUACCGCUUCAAGUGGGCUACCCGAUGAAACUCGAGCUUCCCGCCAAAUGUUGAAGGACUAUAUUGAUGGGAAGCUUAUGCACUAUGAAUUACCUCCUGGGAUGUCAGACGAGAAAAACGAAUCUGUUGCUAUUGCAUCUGGCCUGUCAGACAUUGAUGAAUCUGAUUCCUCUGAUCUUGAAGAUUCAUCUGUUGAACUUGAAGAUGGGCCGAACAUUGAGGAUGUAAUGAAUGAUCUUGAAUCCUUUGAUCUUGCAAACGGGCUAGCUACAGAGAAGACUAAUGCAAAGAAAAAGGUUCCAAAAGCACCACACAAACUCCACAAGAAGCCACAGAGAAAAAAGGAUCGAUCUUGGAGGGUUAGAAAUGAUGGUGGUGAUGGGAUGCCAUUGGCAAGGGCCUUUCAGAAGGCAGUGAAUACUGUCCCUCAAAAUCCUUAAUCUUGGUAAAUGGUAAUGUGCUGCUUGCUGUGUGAGUAUAUUAUUGUCUGUAGUGUCAGCCUCGCUGGUUAAUGUUAUAUCUUGAAGUUUUGACUCUUUCAUACCUUAGAAAUGAAAUAUAUUUCCUUAUUGCUUA
This is a messenger RNA of Spinacia oleracea (spinach), 2145 nucleotides long. Its product is annotated as GTPase LSG1-2. Gene Ontology annotation, molecular function: GTP binding; GTPase activity. Gene Ontology annotation, cellular component: cytosol. The record is from RefSeq and is a predicted model, not a curated record. NCBI's taxonomy places the organism in Eukaryota, Viridiplantae, Streptophyta, Magnoliopsida, Caryophyllales, Amaranthaceae. The transcript is spliced from 7 exons. The coding region runs from base 231 to 2009 and encodes 592 amino acids.